AGCAAAAUGAUAACAAGACGAAUGUUGGGUUGAGUUAGGUUGCGAAUAAAGUGUGUCACAGCAGUAGCGAAUAAUAGCUCGUAGAAUGCAGUUUACAUUUCUGUGUUGCUUACUAUUCAAAUAAUUUCUUAAUAUAUGUGCCAUUUUAAAACGAAUUUGAUAUACAUCAUUAUAAUUUAGCGUACAAUACAGGAUAUAAGUUAUAUUAUUUGGAGAUUCUUUGUAUUUUGAAAACAAAUAGAGCGAAUAUGGCUGGUAAUUUUCCAGAUACUGUAGAAACUGUUCUAGGAAGUAUACGAUUAUCUGAACUCGGUCAAACAUUAACGCACGAACAUUUUGCUCUCGAUUUUCGUAAGUUUUACGUACCACCACCAAAGCAUAUUAAUAAACAUUUUCCCAAAGAAAGUUUACAUCUCGAGGAUAUCGGAUAUGUCAAGCAGUAUCCAUAUAGUAGCUUGAGUAAUUUGAAAUUUGAUGACGAAUACGCGCACAAAGCUGUUAAUAUGGAUGUAAAAUUAUUCAAGGAAGCUGGUGGUGGAACUAUCGUGGAAAAUAGCAACCACGGUUUGCAACGCGACAUUAUUUUAAUGAGAAAUAUUAGUCAGUCGAUGGGAAUUAAUGUAAUCGCUGGAACUGGAUAUUAUGUCGCUAACACGCAAACUGCAUCGACUCUCGACAUGACAAAAGAAGAAAUGUACAAUCUCAUGUAUAAAGAAUUAGAAGAAAAUUGUGUUGGGCUUCCCAAUGAACUGAAAGUAAAGGCUGGAUUUAUCGGAGAAGUCGGCAGUACUUGGCCGAUCGAGGAUUUUGAGAAACGUGCCAUUUGUGCGACUGGCGAAGUUCAAGCGCAAUUGCACUGUUCUGUGAGCUUUCAUCCUGGAAGAAAUGCGUCUGCGCCUGCGGAGAUAAUGCGUAUCUAUCAAGAGGCUGGUGGAGAUUCUACUAAAGCUAUCAUGUCUCAUAUUGAUCGUACAUUAGUCAAAAAGGAGCAAAUUAUGGAAUUCGCUGAUGAUAACAAGUGCUACAUCCAAUUUGAUCUAUUUGGUAUCGAGUGUUCUUUUUAUCAGCUACAUCCAUCAGUAGAUAUGAUAUCAGAUGCACAGCGUAUCAAACGAAUUGCACAUCUGAAGAAGGAAGGGAAACUACAUCGUGUUCUCAUGAGUCAUGACAUUCACACGAAGCAUAGAUUAAUACCUUUCGGCGGCCAUGGAUAUUCCCAUAUCGCGAAUAAUAUUCUGCCAAAUAUGAUAAAUAAAGGCUUUACGAUGGAAGAAAUCGAACUAAUAACAGUUGAAAAUCCAAAAAGAUGGUUAUCUCGAUAAUAUAAUCUACCUGGAGAACGAAAGUUACAAUUUUUUUCUUUAUAACGUAACAUUUUUUAAUGAUGUUU
Messenger RNA from Camponotus floridanus (Florida carpenter ant), 1390 nucleotides. Its product is annotated as phosphotriesterase-related protein. Gene Ontology annotation, biological process: catabolic process. The record is from RefSeq and is a predicted model, not a curated record. The transcript is spliced from 7 exons. Lineage: Eukaryota; Metazoa; Arthropoda; Insecta; Hymenoptera; Formicidae. Gene Ontology annotation, molecular function: zinc ion binding. The coding region runs from base 249 to 1322 and encodes 357 amino acids.